Molecule: messenger RNA, 3126 nt
Organism: Monomorium pharaonis (pharaoh ant)
Lineage: Eukaryota; Metazoa; Arthropoda; Insecta; Hymenoptera; Formicidae
Product: phosphoenolpyruvate carboxykinase [GTP]
Exons: 7
Coding region: 35-2179 (714 amino acids)
Biological process (GO): cellular response to insulin stimulus; cellular response to glucose stimulus; propionate catabolic process
Cellular component (GO): cytosol
Molecular function (GO): GTP binding; phosphoenolpyruvate carboxykinase (GTP) activity; manganese ion binding
Source: RefSeq, a predicted model, not a curated record
AUAUAAAGGAAACGUUUUCUCGAACACUGGUACCAUGCCGCCAAAAUUCCACGGUGUCAGCUGGACGAAUUUGACGCGAGUUUCGCGGCGAUUUGACGGCGGACGAGGCCUCUUCAUUAAUUGCCGCUGCUUCACCACGGGCAGUCUCCACAAUUUUAUUUUGACUCGUGCUCCAAAGAUCAGCCGUUCCGCACACUUUCUCGCACCGUCUGUCACCGCGAUCGAAAAAGUCCGCAGGAUGCCGCACGCUGUCGAUACCUAUCGCUCCAGAUUUAUCGUAACUCAUGUCGCAAAAAACCCAUCGCUUAAAAAUGGAUUUGAUUAUAUUGGUAAAAUACCAUUGUUAAAUGCAUGCACGAUAGAGAUCUCAUCCAAACUUCGCUAUUACAUCGAAGAAUGCACUACACUGUGCGGUCCGAAAGACAUUUAUAUAUGUAAUGGUACGGACGUCGAAUACAUGCAAAUGCUAAAAAUUCUGCAGAAAAGUAGAACUAUCGAAAGUUUGCCCAAAUAUAAAAACUGCUGGUUGGCAAAGACUAAUCCUGCGGAUGUUGCGCGUGUCGAAAAAUGUACAUUUAUCAGUACGGACUUGAAAAGCGACGCUAUUCCUACACCACGUAAAGAUAUAAUUGGAGAGCUUGGAAAUUGGAUCUCUCCUAAUGAUAUGGAAAAAGCUAUUUUGGAACGUUUCCCAGGAUGCAUGAAAGGACGCACUAUGUACGUGAUUCCGUUUAGUAUGGGCCCCAUAGGUUCUCCACUCUCUAAAAUUGGUAUAGAAAUUACCGAUUCGGCUUACGUAGUCUGUUCAAUGAGAAUAAUGACUCGAAUGGGAGAAAAGGUUCUUGAAGCCCUGGGAAAUGACGAUUUCGUUAAAUGUUUACAUUCGGUCGGUGUACCAAAACAUAAUUCAAAAGUCAAUAUAAGUCACUCAUGGCCAUGCGAUCCCGAAAGGACGAUUAUUCUCCAUAAACCUGCUAAGAAUGAGAUUGUAUCUUAUGGAAGUGGCUACGGUGGAAAUUCUCUGCUAGGAAAAAAAUGCUUUGCGCUUCGAAUCGGUUCGACAAUAGCCAGAAAAGAAGGAUGGCUUGCUGAACAUAUGCUUAUAUUGGGUAUCACAAAUCCCAAAGGUAAGAAACGAUACAUCGCCGCCGCUUUCCCGAGCGCUUGCGGAAAAACAAACUUGGCUAUGAUGCAACCUACUUUGCCGGGUUAUAAGAUCGAAUGCGUGGGAGAUGACAUCGCGUGGAUGAGAUUUGAUAAUAAAGGAAAUUUACGCGCUAUUAAUCCAGAGAAUGGAUUUUUUGGAGUUGCUCCCGGUACGAGUUGGGCCACGAAUCCUAAUGCUAUGAAAACUAUUUUCAAAAAUACCAUCUUCACUAAUGUAGCGUCUACUAGCGAUGGAGGGAUAUAUUGGGAAGGAAUGGAGAAAGAAAUCGCAGAUAAUAUCAAGGUGGUAGAUUGGAGAGGUAAUGAUUGGUUUAGAGGUUCUAAAAUACCAGCUGCUCACCCAAAUUCAAGAUUCUGCACUCCAGCUAAACAAUGUCCUAUUAUUGAUUCUUCUUGGGAAGAUCCAGCUGGAGUUCCAAUUGAUGCUAUACUAUUUGGAGGACGAAGACCCGAAGGUGUACCUUUGGUUUAUCAAGCUCGAAAUUGGCAGCAUGGUGUUUUUAUCGGCGCUGCAAUGAGAUCUGAGGCUACAGCCGCUGCUGAACACAAAGGUAAAAUAAUUAUGCAUGAUCCGUUUGCCAUGAGACCCUUCUUUGGUUAUAAUUUUGGACACUAUCUCGCCCAUUGGUUAAGUAUGGAACAAGUAAAAAAUGCCAAAUUGCCAGCAAUAUUCCACGUAAAUUGGUUCAGGAAAGAUAUGAAGGACGGAAAAUACCUAUGGCCAGGAUUUGGUGAAAAUUCACGUGUCCUCGAUUGGAUCCUUCGAAGGAUCGAUGGUGAAGAUAUUGCCGAAGACUCAGCUAUUGGUUUAUUGCCAAAACCGGAAUCCGUUAAUUUACAAAAUCUCCAAGAUAAUGUGAACAUGGAGGAACUAUUUAAAUUACCAAAAACUUUCUGGCAGAAGGAAGUCGAAGAUUUGAGAGAAUAUUUUGAUUCUCAAGUAGGAAACGAUUUACCCGAACCGAUUGCGAUGGAACUCAAUCGUCUUUCUGAUAACGUCAAUAAUCUUUAAUUUUUUUAAUACUAUUCUUAUAUUUUAUAUUGAGAGUCACAUUCUUCAAGUUAAUAUGAAAUUACAAUAACGAUAUAAUUAUGAUUUUGAUACAGAAUUAAUUAUAUAGCAAGACACUUGAUAACAUAAUAAUAAUUUGAAAAGUAAAAAAAAAGUUAUUUGACGUGCCAUGUGGUGUAACAUAAGAUUUAACACAAUAAUUUCUUUCUACAUUAUGUAGAUGUGUAGAAAGGAAAUCUAAAGAAUUAUUUGUAUAAAGGAUAAAAAAUACUAAUUUCUCAUAUAUAUAUAUAUAGGCUAAUGUUUCUUUUAGAAAGAUCUUUCAUGGGAAUCAACUUUCUCUUAACAAAAAUUUAAUGUAUACUUUCUUACAAAUUAUUUUCAGUAUUAAAUAUGUUGAUAUAAUUAAAUCUUAAAUUAAAAAUUCUGUUAACAAUAAAUUUAUAUGUAAAAUAAAUAAAAAUAAGGUUUUACUAUUCCCAUUUUUAAAUUUUAUUUUGCAAUAUUCGAUAUGUGAAAUAAUCUCACUUUACUUAAAUUGUACAGAUCAUGUUCUUAGAUAUUUGAUUGUUUCUUCAUUUUAAUAUUUAAUUACAAUUAAAUCAUUAACAAUUAAAUCAUCAUUAAUGAAAGACGAUCCUAGUUUAUUAUCUAUAAUAUGUUGACUGAAAACAUGCAUAUAGUGUGAAUAUAUAAUAUUAGAAAAAGUGCUCUAUGCGAAUGAGAUACGUUGUGUUUUAAUAUUUUAUUUAAUUACAAUAAAAAUAUUCCCGAGACAAUGCCAUGUUAUUGUUACAUUAUUUAUAUUAUAUCCAUGUUUUGCUCUAUUUAACAGAAGUUUGCCACAAAAAUAGACGAUAUGUAAAAAUAUCUUGUAUGUGUGCAUAUUUAUGAGAGAGAUGUGCAUUUUCAUGAAACAAAAAUAAAAUCUUGUUAUUCCAAUCAAA